AUGGCGCUCCUCGCCUCGGCGCUGCGAGCAGGAUGGCAUUACAAGUACUGGCAGAGGCAUACGGCGGGGUACUUGCGCACCUUCGAGAAAAACAACAAGCUGCCCAACAACGAAAUGAUAGGCUAUGUCAUCAACGACAAGCACCCGAAGACAAUUCGGGUGGCCUGCGACCGCUACAUGUGGGUGAUGCGGUACAAAAAGGCCUUUCGCUAUACCAAGAAGAUAUGGGCGCACGAUGAGCACUCCGAGUGCCGCAUAGGGGACGUGGUGCGGGUGCAGCCCCUUGGCUACCGCAUCGGGCCCUGGAAGACGUACGUGCUGGUCCGCACCCUGCACCGCGAGCCGCGCGACGACGACCUGUCGCUGCGCGGCUCGGACGAGCGCAAUCUGCUGCUGGCCAGGAGAGCGCAGCCCGCCUCUCCGCUCGUGGAGUCCGAGGGGCCCGAGCCGCCCCGGACGUAUUGGACUCUGCCUCUCGGCCCAGAGGGGCGGGGUCAGGCCUUCGUCGCCGCGGCCCAGGGUCGGCUUGCGGCGUGCCCGAUGCCGCCCAAGGCUGCGGACAAGAAGGAUGUUAUCCAGGCCUCCGGCGGCAAGGUAAAGAACACGUUCCUGGAGUUCGGGGAGCGGGAAGACGACGAGGCUGGCUACUGGAAGCGGCGCACGAGAAGCCUGGACGAUGACCCAAAGGCCAAGGUGAAGCAUUCGCCGCUAGUCGUGGCCUCCAAGUCGCCCGUGACCUCGCCGAUGUUGCAGCCCGUCAGCGAGGGAGCAAUGCAGGCAGCUCUGAUCCUAGUCCAAUUCGAGAUGCUCGACGACGCCGCCAUCGCCUUCGACGAGCCCUCGGCCUCCAGGCGCUCGGGUCAUCUCUCCGCGCUCGUGGGCCAGUUCCGCUCCAAGUCCGCCUUGGCGGCUUCGCCGCAGCGGGGAUCGCCGGGCCUGGGCAGAGUCGCCGCCACCAAGGCCCCGGACUUGGUGGCUUCUUGGAAGAAGUCGGAUCCCGUCCACCAGAAGUUCACCCCCGCCUACCAACGCCGGCUGCCUCACGACGGCGCCACGGCGGCGGCUUACGUCGCCUACGCCUUCAGCGAGCAGGCCUUCAUCUACCCGAUCACGCCCGCCACGCCCAUGGGCGACGCCUUCGCUGCCUGGGAGGCGAAGGGCAAGAAAAAUCUCUUCGGAGAGCCCUGCCAGGUCACCCAGAUGCAGAGCGAGGGCGGGGCCGCUGGCGCCCUGCACGGAGUGGUGGACGUUGGGACGCUCGCGACCACCUUCACUUCAUCGCAGGGGCUGCUGCUCAUGAUCCCCAACAUGUACAUCCUCGCGGGCGCGCUCAACCCUUGCGUCAUCCACGUCGCCGCGCGUGCCCUCACGAAGCACGCGCUGUGUAUCUUCGGCGACCACACGGAUGUAAUGGCGGUCCGGCAGACGGGCUUCGCUAUCCUGAGCGCCCACAACGUGCAGGAGGUCAUGGACAUGUCCCUGGCAGCGCACGUGGCCACCCUGAAGUCCUCGGUGCCCUUCGUCUGCUUCCAGGACGGCUUCCGCACCUCCCACGAGAUCAACAAGCCCGAGGUGAUACCGUACGAAGCGAUGAACCAGCUCGUGCCCUGGGAGGAUAUCCACAAGUACCGCCGCAGGGGCCUGCACCCGAACAGGCCGCACGCGCGCCAGCAGGGCCAGUUCAGCGACACUUUCUUCCAGAACGCUGAGGCGUCCAAUCUGUACUACGACGCCGUGCCCGGCAUUGUGCAGAGCGUGCUGGACGACAUCGGUGCCAUCACGGGGCGUCACUACAAGAUCUUCGACUACAAGGGCCACCCAGAGGCCGAGCACGUCAUAGUCUCUAUGGGAAGCUCGUGCAACGUCAUCAACGAGGUGGUCAAGGCCGAGCACGAGAAGGGUGUCAAGGUCGGCCAGGUGAACGUGCACCUCUUCCGCCCGUGGGACAGCACCUCGUUCAUCAACUCUCUGCCGCCCACCGUGAAGACUGUGACAGUGCUGGACCGCACCAAGGAGAGCGGCUCCCGCGAACCCCUGUUCCUGGACGUGGCCUCGACCAUGCAGACAGCGCAGGUGCCAGUGACCGUGCUGGGAGGCCGCUACGGCCUGGGCCAGAAGGACCUGACUCCUGGCAUGGUGCUCUCCGUCUUCCAGAAUGCGCGGAAGGCGCUGCCCAAGGACGGCUUCACCAUUGGCAUCGAAGACGACGUGACUCACACGUCGCUGGUGCCCGAGCCAGAGCCAGUCCUGUGCCCGCCAGGGACGAAGCAGUGCCUCUUCUGGGGCAUGGGCAGCGACGGUACUCUCAGCGCCAACAAGAACGCCAUCAAGCUCAUCGGCACGCAGACCGACCAGCACGUGCAGGCGCACUUCGUCUACGACAGCAAGAAGGCUGGCGGCUGCACCGUCUCGCACCUGCGCUUCGGCCCCGAGCGCAUCGAGUCGUCAUACAACAUCAUGUCGGCGGACUUCAUCUCGUGCUCGCAGAGCACCUGGGUGCCCAAGUUCAAGGACCAGCUCUGGGCCACCAUCGCCCCAGGCGGCACCUGCGUCUUGAACAUUCGCCAGAAGACACCCGAGGAGGUCUCGCAGGUCUUGCCCGCGGUCAUGAAGCGCAUCGCGGCCGAGCGCGACAUCAAGCUUUACACCAUCGAUGCGAACGCGGUCGCGAAGGCAUGCGGCCUCGGACGGCACACGAACAACAUCUUGACAGCAGUAUUCUUCAAGUUGUCGGAGGUGCUCGACGUCGACGAGGCCAUCUCUUUGUUCAAGGACUCCAUGCGCAAAAGUUACAAGGCCAAGGGCAAGGACAUUGUGGAGAGGAACCUGAAAGCAGUCGACCAGGCGUUCGAGAACCUCCACCGGAUCCACUUCCCGAGGGACGAAUGGCUCUCCGCCGUGGACCACACGCCAGUGGAUCCAGGCCGCCCAGCAUUUUGCACAGAGGUGAUGGACAAGAUGAGCGCCCUGGACGCGGACAACCUGCCGGUGUCGGCCUUCGACCCGCGCGGCCAUUUCCCCACCGCCACCACCAUGUACGAGAAGCGCAGCUUCGCCCUCUCGGUGCCCGUCACGGACAUGGACAAGUGCACGCAGUGCAACAAGUGUGCGGCCAUCUGUCCGCACGCGGCGAUCCGACCGUUCCUCAUCUCGCAGGUGGAGGCUGACAGGGCCCCGCAGACUUUCGAGAUGGUGAAGGCCAAGGGGGGCAUCGAGACCGCUGGGCUGAUGUACCGCAUCCAGGUGGCCCCGGACGACUGCACUGGCUGCCAGGCCUGCAGCAACACCUGCGGCGACGGUGCGCUCACGAUGACCCCGCUGCCGGAGGUGGUUAACAUGGAGCAGUCGAACUGGGACUUUGGCAUCAAGCUGCCCGACAGGGGCAGCUACGUCGAGAAGAGCACGGUGAAGGGCGCGAUGUUCCAGAAGCCCAUGCUGGAAUUCUCUGGCGCCUGCGAGGGCUGCGGGGAGACGCCGUACGCGAAGCUGGCCACGCAGCUCUUCGGGGAGCGCCUGCUCAUCGCGAACGCCUCCGGCUGCAGCUCCGUCUGGUCCGGCACCGCGGCCUUCAGCCCCUUCGCCAAGAACGAGCACGGCCAGGGCCCCGCCUACGGCCGCUCGCUCUUCGAGGAUGCGGCCGAGUACGGCCUCGGCAUGGCCAAGUCCAUCAAGCAGCGCCGUGGGCAGCUGGUGGCCCGGGUGGACUCGCUGCUGAACGCCGAGGAGCACGAGCUGGUUCUCGGGCUCAUGCCCGCGCGGCUCCGGGAGAACAUGGCCGAGUGGCUCAUGCACAAGGACGACCCGGAGAUCUCGCAGCGCCUCGCCCGUGCGAUCAAGGAGGACCUGAAGGGCGUGCAGGACGGCACGCUUGCCUCCGCGAAAAAGGGGGGCAAGACGCUCGCGUCGAAGGCGGGCUCGAUGGACAUGUUCCGCAACAGCGUCACGGCCAAGGUUGACACCAACACUGAGAUUCUGAGGAGCGCACCGAUUAUGCAGGAUAUCUUCUCCAUGGAGGACGCGUUUGUGAAGGUGUCGCCCUGGAUCUGGGGGGGCGACGGCUGGGCCUACGACAUUGGCUUCGGCGGGCUGGACCAUGUGCUCGCCCAGUCGCGCGACAUCAACCUCAACGUGCUGGUCAUGGACACCGAGGGCUACAGCAACACCGGCGGGCAGGUCAGCAAGGCCACCAACUACGGCAGCGUGCAGAAGUUCGCCCCGGCGGGCUACCGCCUGGCCAAGAAGGACCUCGGCGCCAUCGCCAUGAGCUACGAGCACGUCUACGUGGGCUCCAUGGCCAUCGGCGCGGACUACGGGCAGUCCGUGAAGGCCUUCCUCGAGGCGGAGGCCUUCGAGGGACCGUCGAUGCUGCUGGCCUACUCGCCCUGCAUCGAGCACAAGAUCCUGUUCCCGCGCGGGUUGUCGCACCUGGAGAGCGUCAUGCAGGAAGCUGUCGAGGCGGGCUACUGGACGCUCUACCGGUACAACCCCGCCCUACGGGCCAAGGGCGAGAACCCUUUCCGGCUCGACAGCAAGCGCCUCACGCGCACCGUGGAGGAGUUCACCUCCACGGAGAACCGCUUCAUGACCCUGACCCGCACCAACCCCGAGGUCGCGGACCAGAUGAAGGCCUCCCUCCAGGAGUUCGUGACCCGCAGGCACGACAAGUUCAAGCGCAUGGCGGCCGGCGAGGACGUGGGGGAGUCCACGGGCGCCCCCCUGACGAUCCUGGUGGGCAGCGACACGGGCACGGCCGCCGAGCUCGCGCUGCGGACGAAGAAGAUGUGCGAGGCGCGCGGCUACAGCGUGAGCAUCCUGGAUCUGGACGAGAUCGGCAGUGUCGAGGACCUGUCCGAACACAAGAACGUGCUGGUCCUCUGCUCCACCGCGGGCGAGGGCGACAUGCCCGGGACGGCCACCAAGUUCUGGGACACCUUCUCCGAGGGCACCCACGCGCCAGACGCGCUGGCGGGGAUGCACUACCACGUAUUCGGUCUCGGCGACCGCGGCUACCGCCACUUCAACAAGGCGGCCAAGCAGAUAGACGCCAAGUUCGAGGAGCUGGGCGGCGAGAGGCGGCAGCCCGUCGGGCUGGGCGACGACCAGGACGACGACAAGUACGAGACCGCGCUGGACGAGUGGAUGCCCGAGUUCUGGAAGGUCCAGGGCGCCCCGGAGCCCGCCGACGCGGAUAAGAUCCCCGAUCCGAUGUUUGAGCUCACCUCGGUGCCUUCCAGCGAGUGGUCGUACCGGCAGAUUGUGCCCCCUGGCACCAAGAUGAUCACGCUGGAGAAGAACGUGCGCAUCACGCAUCCGGAGCACGACCGCAUCAUCCGCCACCUCAGCUUCGACAUCGCGGGCAAGGAUUUCUCGUACCUCCUGGGCGACGCGCUGAACAUCUUCCCUCAGAACGACCCGGCCCGCGUGCGCCAGUUCCUGGAGUUCUACGGCGUGGACCCAGACGAGGUUUUCCACGUGAGGCCCACUCAGGAGGACGUGGACAAGCGACGCAAGUCCGCAUACCAGCGGCCGCUGACCGCCCAGCAGAUGUUGACCGAGGUUGUCGACGUAUUGGGACGGCCGAACAAGUUCUUUAUCUGGACGCUGUCCAAGUUCGCUCAGGACCCAGCCGAGAAGGCGCGCCUGGAACUGCUGGCGGGCGACACGCCCGAGGGCAAGCAGGCUUAUGCCGACCUGGCCACGGAGACCACGACGUACGAGGAGCUCCUGCGGCAGUUCCCGUCUGCGAAGCCUCCGUUGGAGCAGCUGCUCAGCAUGAUCCCGUGCAUCAAGCCGCGCCUGUACUCCAUUGCAUCAUCCCAGCGUGCAAUGAACGACAAGGUCGAGCUGAUGAUUGUCAUCAACGACUGGAACACUCCAGGUGGCAAGUUCCAGAUCGGCACCUCCACGGACUACGUGAACCGCCUGGCUACUGACAGUGACCCAUUCUUGAGCUUCCAGGUGCCCUGCGGGAUCACCUCGGGGACCUUCAACUUCCCGCCCUCCAUGAUGCAGCCCAUGAUCAUGACGGGCUUGGGAACUGGCCUGGCGCCCUUCCGCGCGUUUAUCCAGGAGCGUGCCUUCUUCAAGCGCUUGGGUCACGACGUGGGCCCCAUGUGGCUUUUCUACGGCUGCCGCUACCGCGCGAAAGACUAUUGCUAUGGCGAGGAGCUGGAGGAGUACCAGAGGGAGGGAGUGCUCACGGAGCUUCGCGUGGCGUUCAGCCGUGACCAGAAGGAGAAAAUUUACGUGCAGCACAAGAUGCAGGAUGCGGCCAAGGACCUGUACAAGGACUUCGAGACACACCAGGGCUACUUCUAUCUCUGCGGGCAGGCCGGUGCGGUGGAGACGGACAUUGAGAACGCCAUCAAGGACUCAAUCAGGUCGGGCAGCAAGGGGAUGACGGACAAAGAGGCGCAGGACUACGUGGAGAAGAUGCACGAGGACGGCAGGUACAACCUCGAGCUGUACUGA
This is a messenger RNA of Prorocentrum cordatum, 6471 nucleotides long. NCBI's taxonomy places the organism in Eukaryota, Dinophyceae, Prorocentrales, Prorocentraceae. The record is from the annotation of a GenBank genome assembly.